This is a messenger RNA of Micropterus dolomieu (smallmouth bass), 8874 nucleotides long. RefSeq names its product RNA-binding protein 15-like. The record is from RefSeq and is a predicted model, not a curated record. Gene Ontology annotation, cellular component: nucleus. Bases 50 to 2746 code for a protein of 898 amino acids. The transcript has a single exon. Gene Ontology annotation, molecular function: mRNA binding. NCBI's taxonomy places the organism in Eukaryota, Metazoa, Chordata, Actinopteri, Centrarchiformes, Centrarchidae. Gene Ontology annotation, biological process: regulation of alternative mRNA splicing, via spliceosome.
GCCAAUCAUCUUCUUCUACAGGCGCGUAGGCGUAACUUCCUGUACAGUAAUGCAAGUUAGUCCAACAUGGCGGUUAUGUCGCUCGCUUGAGUGUAAAGUGUUAAACCGCGUAAAAGUUCAGAUAGUUACGGUAUAUUGCAUUGGCAGAGAGAGUAUAUUUACACACAUUAGUGUCUGUCGACUGCACGUAUCGGCUUUUUUGGAAAUGAAGGGGAAGGAGCGAUCGCCGGUGAAGAAACGCUCCCGAGCGCCAGUUGAUAGCAGAGACCGAGGAGGGAGCAACCCGAGCGGCAAGAAGACCGGAGCGCUGCCGACGGUUGGCAGCAACAACGGUAACGGCUCUGCUCAGGGUGGCGCUUUAUCCAGGAGAAGUUUACACAUCGAGAAAAGAGAGAUGAGGGAUUCAGACGGACACAAUUCAUCCAGUCGGGCUGGUAGCGGUUACGACUACGGAGUGGUUUCGGUGAACAAGCCUUACGGUGGCGCUGACAUCGCAGCGGAAACAUCCAGGUCCGGUUCACGCAGCGAUCCACGGCCUCCGUCAAAUCCCGACAACGAGUACAAGACUCUCAAAAUAAGCGGGCUGGGCUCUCAGCUGAACGACGAGGAAAUAGAGGACGGGCUGUUUCACGAGUUCAAGAGGUUCGGGGACGUGAGUGUUAAAAUAAGUCGAGAAAAUGACGAGAGGGUGGCGUUUGUGAACUUCAGGAGGCCCGACGACGCCCGAGCGGCCAAACACGCCCGCGGCAAGCUGGUGCUGUACGACCGGCCUCUGAAAAUCGAGACAGUCUACAUGAACAGACGCAGAAGCCGCUCCCCUGUUUCAAAAGACAGUUUCCCCUCAGGACAGAGGCAUCUCCACUCUCAGAGACCCCUGUCUCCCACUGGGGUGGGGUACAGAGACUACCGGUUACAGCAGCUGGCCCUGGGCCGACUCCCCCCUCCUCCUCCACCGCCUCACAUAAGAGAUCUGGAAAGAGACAGAGAUUUUUCAAUGUAUGAUGCCAGGACGAGACCCCCGUUCAUCCCUGAGUGUGCUGUGUACCGCGAGGAGGACCUGCUUAGCCCCGAGGAUGACCAUAGGGCAAACAGGACUUUGUUUCUGGGCAAUCUGGACGUAAGUGUGACGGAGAGUGACCUGAGGAGGGCGUUUGACAGGUUUGGCGUGAUAACAGAGGUGGACAUAAAGCGGGCAGUGAGAGGCCAGAGCAACACCUAUGGAUUCAUAAAGUUUGAGAAUCUUGACAUGGCUCAUCGUGCCAAAGUAGCGAUGUCUGGGAAAGUGGUGGGCCACAACCCAAUUAAAAUCGGCUAUGGUAAACCUACACCCACGACCAGGCUGUGGGUGGGGGGCCUGGGACCCUGGGUUCCACUCGCUGCACUGGCUAAGGAGUUUGACCGCUUUGGCACCAUCAGGACUAUAGACUACAGGAAAGGUGAGGCGUGGGCUUACAUCCAGUAUGAAAGUUUGGAUGCUGCUCAGGCUGCAUGUACUAACAUGAGAGGCUUCCCUCUCGGUGGCCCCGACAGGAGACUGAGAGUAGACUUUGCAGACACAGAGCACCGCUACCAGCAGCAGCAGCAGCAGUACAUGCAGCUUCCCCUCCCCCUGCCACACUAUGACUUAGUUCCUGAGCCCUUUGCCCACCGCCUUACUGACUCGGUGAGAGUGAGAGAGAGGUCCCCUCCACUUCCUGCUCGCUUCAGAGACAGGGACCUGUACCCCAGUGCUGAAUGGUCUGGCCUGGCUGUCCACGACAGGAUGCGCGGGGCAGCCUUUGAUCCCAUAGAUCGUCUGGAGAGGCGUUCCCGUGAGACCUGGUCAAUAGAGCGUGAGCGUGAGUUCCAAAGCCGAGAUCUAGGCCGCAAAAGGAGACAUUUGGAUGAUGGCUGCCGACUGGAUCAUUCACCUGAGAUUGGUGACUAUGGUCUGCGGCGCCAUGGCAACUCAUUAGAGCUCAGCCCUGGAGGGAGCAGUCGAGACGGCGGACGCUAUAGUGACCCUGAACGUCUGCCUCGCUCUGGCAGAACCUCCCCUGUCAGAGACCGCCAGGAUGCUGGCUUUGGAGACAAGAGAAGAAAAACACUCAGCCCAGCUGAGCCAGGCUGCUCAGAGAAGGACCGCAAACGUAAAGCCAGUGACUCAUCUAAGAGCCCAGCGAGAAAGGAGAAUCGCUUAGGACAUCCUUCCUCCAAAUCUGGCCAGCAGUCUAAGCCGGCAGCUGGGGGACAGAAGCUGAGCCAGGCCUGGCAGGGCAUCCUCCUGCUGAAGAACAGCAGCUUUCCCACUUCACUGCACUUGCUGGAGGGCGACAUGUCGGUGGCUACCAGCCUGCUGGUGGAGGGCUCCACAGGGGGUCAAGUCUCCCAGCUGAAGAUCAGUCAGCGCCUGCGCCUGGACCAGCCCAAGCUGGAUGAAGUCUCUCGUCGCAUCAAGGCCGCCGGCUCCGGCGGAUACACCAUCCUCCUGGCCGUGCCUGGGAAAUCUGAAGAUGGAGGGCUCCAGGACGCCAGCAGCUCCACCGAGAGACCCCUGAAGAACCUGGUAUCCUACCUGAAGCAUAAGGAGGCGGCCGGCAUCAUCAGCCUCCCUGUGGGGGGAAGCCGUGACAAGGACCACGGAGGAGUCCUUCACAUUUUUCCCCCAUGUGAGUUCUCACAGCAGUUCUUGGAUGCCUCUGCUAAAGCUUUUGCCAAGUCAGAGGACGACUACAUUUUGAUGGUCAUUAUCAGAGGAGCAUCAUAAAAAAAGUGCAAAUUAUAAACGUCUGUUUGUUCCACUCAUGAACUGUUAAACUGUGAGCUGUAAAAACAGGGAGAAGUAAUGAUAACCAAGCAGGGUGACAGGGUUCUCCCUAACCUGCAUGGUAGCUUGUAUCUCAUCCUGCUGAGGUUUAUAGAAAUGAAACUCAUCGAAUUGAAUUUUGAUAAAUUGAUGGAUUUGAUUAUUAAUACAGGUGACAUGCUUCUACUUUUUAGUUGUCAGAUAAAUGUACAUUACAUAAAGGGUACUCUGCUUACCGUAGUUCAGAGCAAGCUCCAGUUCUGUGAAUCAGUACUUUGUGUUGCCUUAUCUCAUUUCAUAAGAUAUUCCUGUCAUACAGUGCCUGCCUUUAACAAAAAAAGAAUCUAAGAUCCAAAACGGUAUUUUAUCUGUACACAGCAUAGAUUUAACUGGUCAGUGUCAACAAGUUUGUAGUACUAUAAUGUUUGUACAGCAAACCUAAAGAAUUCAUUAAAUCAAACACCUGUACAUAGAGAAUUUCUCUUGAUUAAGGAAAUAUAUCUUUUUGCUCUAUAGCGUAUUCAAGAUGUGCAUCUGUAUUACUUUUUUGCUGACUUAAGUAAACAUUUUGAAUACUUCCUAAUUAAACGUUUCGUUAUGAUAGCUUUUCUAUUUUUGUCAGUUUUGGCCAGUCCUGCUAAAGACAAUUGUGGAAAAAAAAUAAUUCUCAUGAAACAAAACCAUUGUAUUAGUCCUGAUAUCUGGCCUUGUGGACUAUUUCUUCAUAAUUUACUUUUGGCUAUGAUAAAUAGAGAUGUAAGGGUUAAAGUAUAAUAUCAUUGCUCCUUUCUGAGCCACAUCUGGAGGUUUUGAGACAUUACAGUUUUUCCGAUGUGUUUUCCAGAACUUGUAUGUUGGGGUGGACACAAGCUGCAGGCACCUGCACAUUAUAAUGCAGUUCAGUACAAUAACCCAGCGAAGCAUACUGCCUUCAUGAAGCUAAUCAUGUUUAGUUUGUUGUUGAAAUGAUGUUCAAGAGGAGGUUUUAAGCUCUGUGUUUCUUUGUGACCCCAGGGUGUUGUAUUGAACUACAUUAUCUUACAAUCUAAAUAUUCAGGGCUGCAACAUUUCAUUAUUCAUUGAUCAAGCCACUGGUUCUGUUCUUGAUUGAUCGGUCGAAUCAUUUGUUCUGUAGAACAUCAGAAAAUAGAGAAAGAUAACCAUAUUUUUCUACGGCAAUGUUUUCAAGCCCAAGGUGAUGUCUUCACAUGGCUUUGGUCCUACCAGCAGCCCCAAACCCAAAGAUAUUCAGUGUACUGUGAUGUAAGAGAAUGUUUGGCACUUUUUUGACUAAUUGAUUAACUAGUUAUCAAAAUUGUUGCUUAGAAAUUAUCUGUCAGUUGACUAAUCAUUUGAGCUCUAAAUGUUAUUACCAUGGAGUUGACUCAACUCCCCUUGACCUCAAAUCUGUGGGUGUUUUGUUUGGAAUGGGGUUUGAUUAUACAGGGUUGCUUUUGUGUCCACUCCUUUUUAUAUUGUUGCCAUCACGUUCAAUUAGACUGAACAGUAAUUGGUUGAUUCAAUUUAUCACUUUUAUUUUUCUCAUGUUAUAAUCCACAAAGUAUAAUAACUACCCCAACAAAGCAUAUGUACUGUAAAAAAAAAAAAAAGAAAAGGAAAAAAAAGAUGAUGCAACUUACAAGCUAUAUGUAGGCCGUGCACAUCUCUAAUAACUGAUCAGGAAUCUAUCCAAAACAUUGCUACGCUAUCAGUGGACUUUUGUGAUUUAAAAAAAACCUCUGAAUGAAUCAGAGGACAGGAGGCCGCUCUCCAGUGGCCUUAAACACCACCUUCUGAAAAGACUGUUAAUGAUCGUUUUCAUGCUUGAUUUUAUUUGUUUCAAAUGGGGGGGGGGGGGAAAGAAUUGUAUACUCAGGAUAUCUGGAGAGAGAAAAGGAGAACAUCAGUGCUCAUGGGCCUAAAGAAGUUUACCUGUCAAAAAAAAAACACAAAGUGCAACAUGCACUUGAUUUUGUCUCAAUAAAUUUACUCUUUCGUGGGAAACACGAGUGCCUUGGAAGACAACUGUUGUGACCUUUUCUGUUCUUGGAAUUGUCUAUCAAACUCUCACGGCUUUAUCGCUUUGACAGCAGGAGCCUUCCCGGCAGAAAGGAGAGGAAGUGUGAGAGUCCAGGGAGGUCAGCCUCUCAGUUCUGUGUUUGCUAUUUAUUGAAGAUCACUUGUUGAAUGAACUCUUUUGUGAAGAGCCUUUCAUGUGACCUUCAUUCAGAUUGAAAUUUGUCCGUACUAGAAUACUGUUUUCAGCCUGUCUGCGAAGGCAAAUCUAGAGUCACUGUGUCUCUUCAGAUAUGUGGCUUUCCCCUCAGUCGCCUCCGGCCUGUAUGACUGGAGGUGAGGCUGAGAACUCGCCAAGUUCUGUCAAAAUGGCCAGGGUCGUCUCCAUCUGAAAGCCUCUUGGCGGAGGCACAGCAGCAUUUGAAGGCCCCCCCUGUCUUCUGUCUCAUCCGGCCCCAGCAGCACACAGAGUAUUGGUUCAGCGUCUGCAGGAGCAGUGUUCAUGUGUGUAGUUGCUUAUUGUUCUUGCAUUGGAGUUUUGAAAAAGAUCUCUGUUCUGGGGCCAGACUUCAAAACAUCUCAUCCCGUGUCGGGGAGGGGGGGGGAAGAAAAGGUUGAGACGGUGAGACAGCAUCUGCUUUAUUUGCCAAAAAAAUGGAAAGGAAACGCAACAGAAGAGAAACCAUUGCCGUUACAGGGAAUCCUAAUCUUUUAGUUGAUGUGUUGGUCUGAUUUACACACUUAAAAAAGAAAAGAUUCUGUGCCAAAACUGCAUGUGAAAGCGAAGUGAAGAGUUUCCUGCUAUGAGUCAGAAGCUGCUGCAGGAUGUGUAUCAUCAAGACGGUGCUGUUCCUGCCCACUGCUGCUUCAUCUCCAAACUAAAGGGACGUGAGCAGCUUCCCUGCAACUUCGGGCGUCCAAAACCUGCCGCGGCAUGGGAUUCAAGGUGUCCUGGAGCUGAAACAGGUUUGAGUCUCACCCCGGCUGCACCUGGUCCCGCUCCACAGGUAAAGUAUUAAGAUGGCCUAAACUACUGACCAGGGUAUGUAUUAAAAUGUUUAAGCCCACUGCAAACACAUCAGGCCCAGUUGCUGGUUAAAAAAUAACAAAUUACUAAAAUUUAAUGAUACUGAAGUAAACUGCUUUUAGUUGACAUAGAGAUGCUGAUUUAAAAAUCCAUGAGGUCUUAGUUUGUCAUGUUGAACAAAUAUCCUGUUAGUGUCUUUCAGUCAGCGCUGCUGAGUGCCAGCUUACUGUGGGACUACUGUUCCCUUUUGUCUUUUGACACUUUUCUACUUGUCAGAUUAGAAAUAAUUUAGCAGUGUUGGUCCCAAAUGCACCGGCAAAUCACACAGCCACUGCUGUAAAUCUGUGGAAGAAGUACUCCGAUUCUUUAGCUGCAGCUAUGUAUAAAAUACACUUAAAGGUUUUUUCAUUUUGUUGAUAAUUUACUUUACUUGAGUAUUUCUGUAUUGUGAGAUUUCCCAUUUCACUGAAGUAAAUAAUAAGGUAAAAGGGGCACUAUCACAAUGUAGAAAUACUCAAAGUAAAGUAAGUGGGCGAGCAAUUUAUUAGCAAAAUGUACUGUAAAAUACAAAACAGCCCAUUUCAGUAUAUUUUAUUAGAGGAUCAUAUGUUUUGUUUCAUCUUAAUCUGCAAAGUAACCAGCAACUAGGGCUGAACAAUUAAUCAAAAUGUUAUCGAAAUGGAAAUAUGACCUAAUGCAAUAUUCAAAUCACAGGAGGCAAAAUGUGUUACAAUACCAUUUUAAAUGAAAUAUUGUCUACAGACAUGUCCUGGCCUACAUAUCAUAUUCUACAGACUUAAGAAAACACAUUUGUUUGGUACAGAUCCCUGCAAGAAUCACAUAGUAAACAUUAAAAUAUGUUUUUCAGUUAACAUGAAUAAUUAUGUGAAAAUGAUCAUUCCCUCCAAUAUUGCAAAUUAUAUUGCAAAUGCAAAAUCGAUCAAAACAAUCACUAUUAGAUAUUCUUUUCAAAAAAAUAUACAGCCCUACCAGCAAAUAAAGUGGUCAGAUAAAUGUGGUGAAGUAAAACGUAAUAUUCCCCGUGAAAUGUAAAGUAUAAAGAAGCAUAAAUUGAGAAUACUCAAGUAAGUUACCUCAAAAUUUUACUUUAGUACAGUACUUUGGUAAACAUAUAUAUUUAUCUUCCACCACUGCAAAAAAAUGUUAAUUAUCCUCAAUUAGGACAUCAUGUGCCCAAUGUGAGAAAUCUGCAUUAGUAAUCAGGAACAAAUAGAAGAUGGUUAAUGGAAUAUUUCUUUAAACAUGCAUCUACUGCAUCUGCACAUAACUGUAUUUUCUUUUCUACUGUGUCCAACUCAGGUAGCUUUUGAUAGUUUAAGAUGAGCUAUUUCAAUUUAUGAAAAUGGAUGAAAUGAGUGUUGAAUGCUCUUAUUUGCACUGAGGGAAGGGGGAUGCGAUGAAAAGAUAAGGUAAAAGCUUUUUGUAAUGUCCAAGGUUUUGGAUGACCGGGUAUCACUCAUCAGUUGGAGCACACAGUGGAAAAUCCUCCUCGGGGUUAGUGAAAGUGGUAUCAUUGAUCACACAGUUGUAGGUCAGAUAUGUAAACUUUGUGCUAAGAUGACAAAUUUAGAGUUUUGUUUAUAAAAACAAAAUGGCUGGUGUAAUUAAUUUGAUUACAGAUCUUAGGUGGCUGACAUAAAUAGUAAGUGUGUGUUUACUGUAUUUGAGGGGGUGUUGAGAACUUGAAUUACACGAUUUCUGCAGUGUGAUUGUGAAAAGGGAAAUGUCACUGACAGUUCAGACCGUAGUUAUACAAUAAACCGACCCCUACAUGAAGCUAAAAACUUUGAACAGGAGGUCUUUCAAAGAAGUUUCAGUUCAUUCCUAUAAGCUAUAUGAGGCAUAGGUGUCAUUUACACUGGGGACACGUCCCCAUCCCUUUUUGAAAUGGCUCAUUUUGUCCCCAUCACCUUUUGAAAGUAUUUGUUAAAAUAGUUCUGAUAAAUUGCUUGUAACAAGAAAUGUUAAAUAACAAAUGAGAAUGUUUUGAGAAAGGUUUAUUUGCACAAUAAGAAACAUGCAAUGCAAUUUAAAUAUAUAUAAUAAGUUCCUGAUUAGGACAUUAUAUUACAUUAUAUUUUUAUAUUUUGUAUUGUCACCUCACACCUGAAUUUUGUGUUUCCAUUUAUAUAUAUAUAUAUAUAUAUAUGACAUUUCAACCACGAAUUGGUCCGGAAAAUGUGUCCAGAAUGCAGGAAAUUAAGUGUUUAAGGCUAAAUCUGGACCUGGGACCCCCAGACCCCCCAAAUCAUACAUCACAGUAGUGAAAAUUUAUUCACGUUUCGGGAGCAAGAGUUUCACUGCACCCCUUAAAUGUCCCCACCACUUUUAAGCACAAAGUGCCCUUGGGACGAGGGUUUGGCAACAAAGCCAGCAUCUGAUUUUAUCCUCCAGCCAUAACAAAUUCAAGGAUGUUGUUGUUGUGUUUCAGAAAGAGUGCUGCCUGUGAAUCUGACAGAAAGCUGUCAAUGAACCAGAGUUUAGAUGUUUGAAACAGAGGAUUUAAUUGCAGCACAUAUUCGCAGCGUACGCUGUUACUGUGAGUUUGUAUUAUUAGUGUGAUGAGGAAAACUGGGUACACUUUAACGCAUUUGAUCACUUUUUUAAAGAAUCUCUUGAUCCUGUAUAAAGUCUGUUUCAGAAAAUGUCUUCACUUUUUUACUGCUAAUUUUUUAUGAACUGUAACCAAACGGUGCCUAAACAUUUUUUUGAACAUGAGCUGGUCAUAAUUAAAGUGUUGAGUAUUUCAGGUUGUCACCUCAGUGUGGAGGCAAGUGAGAGGAAACUCUUCUCUGUCUGUCCUCUUUGAAAAGACUGCAGUGUGACCGAUUGAGCUCUGUAGAGCUUCACUGAACUCUGACGUUAUGAGUGCAUGUUGAAUUCAUCAGGAGGAGGAAGCAUUCCUUGGUGAGUACAAUUUAAAAUAGUUUAAAAAUGUGCACCUCUCCUAUUUAUACCUUCAGUGUUUUAUAUUGAUGAUGUAAACUUGCAUUUGAUUUGUGCUUGAAUAAAGACUUGAAACACA